AUGGAGGAUGCUGAGCGUACUCGCACGGAGGCGAAGCGGAAGUGGAAGGAGGAAAGUGGCACGAAAGCAAAGGCCCUCAGCGGGACCGGCGAGGUCAGCUCGAAGGCCGAGGGGCCCGUGCCGAGCCCGCACUUCUCGACGCUGCGCGGGUCCCCCAGCGGCAGGCCCUCGCCUCCAGGGAGCCCCGCGCGCGGGCUGCUGCGGGAGCAGGCGUCGCCAGACGCGCCGGUUGGCAGCGAGUGGAGCGGCUCUGCGGGCUCCCAGCCGUCUCCGGCGUCACCCGGGUCCCGCGGUCAAGCUGCUGUGGCCAACGAGGUCCCGGCGUCAGCGCCCCGCAAGAGCCUGAAGGAGGGCGGCGAGAAGCUCUCCUCCACGCUGUCCGCCACCGCCCCAGCGCUGAGCGGGUCCAAGGUUAUCCCGCGCUUCUGGACGCCCAAGCUGCAGGUCCCGCCGGACAGCCUGCCUGCCGCGGCGAGAGAGAAGAUACACACCCACUUCGCCAAGCAGGCCAUCACGGACGGAAUCAGGACGCACCAGCAGCUGGAGCCCAUCGUCACCGAGGUGUUCAGGUUGUCGAAGUACUUUGUCGUGCCGAUCUUCCACAAGAUCAAGGUCUUCUACGACAUCGGGGAUGCCUCACAGAAGACGAAGGCGUCCCUGCUCGCGCCGAGCCCGGUGCCCAUCACCGAGCAGAUGCUCAUAGGGUGGUGCUCUGGGAAGAUAUGCCCAGACGACCCAGUGCUGAGCUUCUUCUACAUUGUGAAGAAGGAGCACAACGACUGGAUUGAGCGCGAGGACUUCACCAUCUUUCUGACGGCAAUCUUGCUCACCCACCCUGGUCUGGAGUUCUUGAGAGAAACUCAGGAGUUCCAGGACCGCUACGCGGACACGGUGAUCAGCAGGAUCUUCUUCGUCUACGACCGGAAGGGCGUCGGGCGGAUAUACCUGAUGGCGCUGCGUCGGUACAAGCCGUACGUGACGGACACCUGGCAGCAGCUCGCGGAGAACGAUGACAUCAAGAUGGUGCGCGAGUACUUCAGCUACGAGCAGUUCUACGUGAUCUACUGCACUUUCUGGGAGCUCGAUUCCGACCAUGAUUUUCUCUUGGACAAGGACGAUCUUCUCAAGUACGACGGGCACGCCCUCUCGCGCCGCACCGUGGACCGGAUCUUCAGCGAGAUCCCCACGAAGUGCGCCCGCGCGGCCCUCGCGCGCGGGGGUUGCGCCGCGCCGCCCUGCGAGGGCGCGACG
Prorocentrum cordatum is the source of this 1251-nucleotide messenger RNA. NCBI's taxonomy places the organism in Eukaryota, Dinophyceae, Prorocentrales, Prorocentraceae. The record is from the annotation of a GenBank genome assembly.